Molecule: messenger RNA, 1047 nt
Organism: Melitaea cinxia (Glanville fritillary)
Lineage: Eukaryota; Metazoa; Arthropoda; Insecta; Lepidoptera; Nymphalidae
Product: PRADC1-like protein
Exons: 5
Coding region: 42-686 (214 amino acids)
Source: RefSeq, a predicted model, not a curated record
UAGUAAAAAAAUUCUGACUUCCUGACAUUCAGCGAUUUACUAUGCUUUCCACCGGAAUUUUAAAAAUAACCAAAAGUCUUCGGUUGUUUAUUUGUCUCUUAUUCUUUAUUUUUAUAUCAAAAGUUUCGUCUGGUGCUAACGACUUGCACUUCUAUGACGGUGCUUCUACUGCUGAUGUUAUCGCAGGAGAUAUAUUUUUUGAAAUUUUGGAUCCCCCAGAGCUAAGAUAUUCUUAUCGUAUUAGACCAGCUAAAGAUUUUGGUACACCAUUUAAUGGCAGUGUACAUUUUGAAAAGGCCAAAUUAGUACCAACAGUUCCAUUGCAUAGCUGUUCUGAUAUUGUAAAUUCUGAUGAAUUAUUUGGGAACAUUGCCUUGUCUGAGCGAGGGGAAUGCUCAUUUGUUUUUAAAACACUAAAAGCACAGCAAGCAGGUGCUCAAGCGAUUAUCAUCACUGAAUCGGUGGAUAAAUGGGAUGAUGCCUUGGACCAUCUUAUUGAAAUGGUUGAUGAUAAAAUGGAUUUGGAUGUAAAUAUUCCAGCGGGUUUUCUUCUGGGUCGCAGUGGUGCAACUAUAUUAAGAACGUUAAAAAGACUCCAUAAAAGAUAUGCACUAGUUAAUUUACCGAUAAACAUGACACAUGUACAUUUAGGCAAAAUGAAUCAACCCCCGUGGAUAUCAUGGUAAAAAAAACAUAUUUUAUUUAAAAAAAAAUUAUUAUUAUGUUACAAUGUUUGCAUAUUGUGUUGCAUUGCACAGUUAAAUUAUAUUGAGAGAUUUAAAUAUGAAGUCAUUUAGUCACAAAGUCUUAGGUGAUUACGUUUUUUUAUUACUUUAGCAUGAACUGAUUAUUUUAUUGCUUUUUAUUUAUUACAUAAUACUUAAACCAAAGUGUAAUAAUACUUAUAUAACUAUCAACUGUACCUAAAUCGAACUCAACCUCUGUGACCUUUAUUUUUAAUACUAGUUAUAUUUACUAAAUUGCUUGUAACAAUAGUUAGGGGGCGUCCAUAAAUUACGUGAGGUGUUUUUUUAAAUUUUUUGUCCC